Helobdella robusta is the source of this 1386-nucleotide messenger RNA. RefSeq lists its product as hypothetical. Gene Ontology annotation, cellular component: membrane. Bases 1 to 1386 code for a protein of 461 amino acids. Gene Ontology annotation, molecular function: ligand-gated sodium channel activity. Gene Ontology annotation, biological process: sodium ion transmembrane transport. Lineage: Eukaryota; Metazoa; Annelida; Clitellata; Rhynchobdellida; Glossiphoniidae. The transcript is spliced from 11 exons. The record is from RefSeq and is a predicted model, not a curated record.
AUGGAUAAAAAUAAUGAUGUAAGAAACAAUUUCGUCGACGAUGAGAAUAAUGUUUUGAGAAUAUGGGCUGAAUUCGCGAAUGUAACUUCCUCGCAUGGCAUUCAGCAUGUCGACCACGCUCAAAGUGACAAAUAUAUGAAAUACGAAGUGGAUGUGAACUUCCGAGUGGAGCACAGCAAGUCAGCAGAGUUCCCAGCAGUUACAAUAUGCAACACAAACGCCAUCAAAAAAUCAGCUCUUAACAAAUUAAAAAUUAACUGUACACCAACAAUACUGGAAAAACUUGACAAGUUGAAUGGCCUGAAGUUUGAGAGUAACUAUGAGAAACACCAAGAAAUGUACGAAUCACUGAAUGAAGACAUCAAACAUGACUUGGGUCAUAAAUUGAACGAUUUAUUUUGGGAAUGUGAAUUUGCUGGCGUUGAAUGCUCAGAAGAAGAUUUUGUUCACUUUUCCAACUACCUCUUCGGAAAUUGCUUCACUUUCAACUCAGCACGGAAUAAUGGAAGUUCCAUAACAUCUAGACUGUCUGGUCCUAAAUAUGGGUUGUCGAUAACGUUCAACGUAGAAGAAGAUGAGUACAUCGGAGAAACAUCAGAAUCAGCAGGGUUGCGAGUGGUCGUUCAUGAUCCAAGAAAAAUGCCCUUCCCUGAAGAUGAAGGCGUCCUCGUCGCCCCUCGGACACUCACACACAUUGGAGUCCGCAUGGUGAGAGAAAUGGUGAGAAUGAAUGGUAGCUACGGAAACUGCUAUGCAGAGGGCUUGCCUAAAUUGACCAAGUUUCAAACAGUUUUUAACAAAUCAUAUUGUCAGAAGAGUUGUUACUAUUCGUGUAUUGCGAAAAGUAUAUACCACAGCUGUUCUUGCAUUUACGUCGAGUUCUCCAUCUUCGCGAGUGUGCUGGGUAAAAAAAAGAUUUGCUCCUCUAGCAACCAGACCGAAAAUGAAUGCGUAUUCAACAUUUUGAAUUUGUAUGAGAAUGACAGAUUAGGCUGCACCAAAACAUGUCCUCCUCCUUGCAGGGAGCUCUCAUUUGUUACAUUGAUCAGUUCUUCAAAAUGGCCGUCCCGCAAUUAUAAGAAAAAGAUGAAUCCCUUCAUAAACAUGUUGACUAGAAAUGUGGAUUAUAUUUUCGAGAACUCGGGUUCUACAACUGAUGACAUAUCCAGUUUCAACCAUGAUGACACUGGCAAAGUUAUGAUCUACUAUGAAAAUUUGUUUCACCAACUACUCUCUGAUAUCGGUGGGGUCCUGGGUCUCUACGUCGGCUUCUCCGUGCUGACUGUUAUCGAGUUCAUUGAGCUGCUCAUCAACCUCGUCAGAGCUGGCGUAUGCAGAAGAUGCAGCGGAAAGAAUAAGGAGAAAAAAAUUGAAUGUUCUAUCUGA